This is a messenger RNA of Malaya genurostris, 2914 nucleotides long. It is a transcript of the gene kermit, whose product is annotated as PDZ domain-containing protein GIPC3. Lineage: Eukaryota; Metazoa; Arthropoda; Insecta; Diptera; Culicidae. The transcript has 5 exons. The coding region runs from base 1237 to 2301 and encodes 354 amino acids. Gene Ontology annotation, molecular function: protein binding. The record is from RefSeq and is a predicted model, not a curated record.
CAUAACGGUCUCAAGCGCCGAACCGCUCACAAGUGCCUGUUGAAACCUAUUUUCUCUGGAAACUUUCUACACGCUCGACGCACGGAGAGCUCUUCGCGUAGCGCGAAAUUAGUGCAACUCCCGACGUACUCGGUUCCCCCAGCCAAAGCUGCUAUUUGCUAGAGUUCAAGUCCAAGAUCCGUGUGACGUGCCUGUGUACGCUUAGACGACGUAGACGACCCAACGCCAGUGACCGACCUGUGGGUGUUCCAACCGGUCAGCUGUGGAAUUUAUUGAACUUUUCCUCAUCGAUCAGCAGUUCAUCGUGAAGCAAAAGAAGAAGAAGAAGACGACGAAAAAAAUAAACAACGUGUACUGUUUCGGGAGUCAAUAGCGCAAGGUGUUCCCGUUGAUCCGGGAAUUGAAAUUGUAAUUGAUUUUGCCUGCCUUCGGAUUGGGACCAUCGAGUUUCAACCAGUGCACGGAGGAGGAGUUUUUUUUUUUUGAGUGAAUUUGACGUGCGUGUAGCCUAAUUCGAUGGACUUUCUGUUGCGGUGGAAUCGAUCCAAGUGUGCAGUGAACUAAUUGGUGAUGGUAACCGGUUUAAACUGUUGGAUUUGUACAUAAAAUGUGACGUUUGUUUCUGUUUGUUAAAUUCAAUAUAGAGUAAAUUUUUUAUAGUUUUUUUUUCGUUCUCUUGAGCUACGAGGUCUUAUCAAAAGUCAAAUUCAAGUGUAUAUACAAUUUCAGUUGUUCAAAUAACUUGGCACGAUAUUCAGAGCGCUGGUUGUUGAGUUUCGCGACAUACGGUUUUGUUAUCAGCGAGUUGGUUGAGUGUGUUGGUGAAAGAUAAAAACACAUGCUUGUAAUUAUUGUCUCGAUUUUGUUGCACCGUUUUCGUUCUAUCAGAAAGGGGGUCUCCGAUCCACUAUCAAAUCGGUGCUGAAAUAGAGUGUGCCUGCCAGUAAAUGAUGAGGUGUUCGGUAUCGUUAUCUGGUUAAAUUUGUUGAAACGAGUGCUAGUGCAUUAAAAUUUACCGUUUUUCACCUGGGAAAAGGAGUUGAGAAAAAAAGAAACCCCUCCGAAAAUAAUAAAAGUAUAGCUAGCCUGGCGAGUGUGUGUUUGUGCGCGGGAAGCAGCCAACAAGUUUUCUUUGGACUAAUUUGGAAUUUUGUUUCGAUUCCUCUUCGGCCUCUUUCGGUUCGAUCGUAUUCCGACCUCUCUCUCCUAGGCGCGCGAACAGGCAAUCCAAACCAAAUGCCUUUGUUCAAUAAGAAGAGUGCAAAAAUUUCCAACCCGUCCCCUCCCAUGACGAAAGACCCACAUCAUCCGAGUCAUCCGCAGCUGCAUCAUCAUCUGGGUCACCACAACUACGACAACAACAACAUCUACAACGGCAAGAAUCCAUCGGCCGCGAUGCCCACGGCACCCCACAUCGAUGACCUGAAUGGCAGCCACGAGAGCAGCGUGAGCAAGCCCCAGCUCGUCUUCAACUGUCAGCUUGCCCACGGCAGUCCGACCGGAUUCAUCACCGGAUUUGCCAGUGUCAAGGAGCUGUACCAGAAGAUUGCCGAAUGUUACGACUUUUCGAUGGACGAGAUAUUAUUCUGCACGCUGAACUCUCACAAGGUCGACAUGAGCAACCUGCUGGGCGGUCAGAUCGGACUGAAUGAUUUCAUCUUUGCACACAAGAAGGGCCGACCGAAGGAGGUGGAGAUAGUGAAAUCGGAGGAUGCGCUCGGUCUCACUAUAACCGAUAACGGUGCCGGAUACGCGUUCAUCAAGCGGAUCAAGAGUGGAAGCGUGAUCGAUCGGAUUCCUCACAUACAGGUCGGCGAUCACAUCGAGAGACUCAACGGUGAGAAUGUGGUCGGCAAGCGGCACUACGAGGUAGCACGAAUGCUGAAAGAUAUCCCAACGGGAUCGACUUUUACGAUUCGAUUGGUUGAACCCAUGAAGAGCGGUUUCCAGGGUAUUGCCCCGCGUAAGGGCGGUGCUAAGCAGUCGAAACCCGGUUAUGGCAGUGGCAAGGAGACUCUUAGGUUUAAGGCCAACGGCAAUGCAGCCAUCGAAGACGAGCACGACGACGUCACACAGUGUGGAAUAGAUGCCAUCAAUUCGUUACUAGAUUCGUUCAUGGGAAUCAACGAUUCCGAACUAGCAACGCAAAUCUGGGACCUAGGUAACAAUAAAAAUAACUCGAUGGACUUUGCCGAAGCGAUCGAUGCUUCCGAUCUGGAGGCUUUCGGAUUCACCGACGACUUCAUAAUCGAGCUGUGGGGUGCUAUUACCGAUGCUCGACAGGGACGUCACAAAAGAUAAGUUGUCGCCAACGUGAGUGACUGAUGAGACGAAGACACUAAACAAAAAAUAGCCUGUGUAUAUUAAAAAAAAACCGCAACGCAUCCAAUCCUACAUUCGGUAUGCGAUCAAAAAAAAAAUUCCAAACGCGUGAAAUAGUGUUUUAAACAAAAUUGAGCAAUUAUAACUUAUAGAAACUGUUGACUACUUUCAACAUUCCAAGAACAGCUUCGCUGGUGUUUCGUCUUGGGCAAUAGCAUUUACGUUUGUUAUGAUAAUAAAUAAAUAAAAACGGUUUUCAACAUCGAGCUUGAUAAACAAGCUUCUUGCUCGAAGAAAGACUCCUGCUAGCAAGCUUUGUCAUCGAGUGCAACUAGAACAAGCCCCGGAAACGGCAAACCGAGCAAAGUAAAUAAAAUGUGACGCAAGUGAUAUGAGUAAUUUUAACUAAUUUAACGUAUUCACAUUCGGAAGUGUACUUAAAGUGAACGAGGACGGAGAUUAAAGUCAUUCAGAGAAAGAAAGAGGAUAGUAUGGUACGGUACUUUUUUUUAGCAUAGAGGAUUUAGCUUCGUAGACUUUCUAUACCUAAAUGAUUAUUGAGAUAACACAAUAAUCAUAUCAUGGAAAUAAA